UGUAAAGUUCUGAAUUUACAACCAACACAGAAGCCAGUGUCAAUGGACCUUCAUAGAGCGAGAAUCCUCAACCACAUGGAUUGUAACACUGAUGGUCGACAUUCUAAGGAUGGGAAAGUUAAAUCUUUCAAUGAAGAGCGGCUGGACAGUGGCCUCGACUCUCUCAAAGAUGAGGAAUAUAAAGUUGUCGCCUGUGAGCUCGAGCGUCUUCGUGUGGAUUGUCUCCCACCGCAGAGAGACGAAUGCGGCAAUGAACCGUGGAAGGAACACAUUUCAGAGGAUGGAGACACGCUUCUCCACCUUGCCAUUAUCCAUGAAGCCAAGGACUGUGCAAGGAAGAUGAUAGAGCUGUCAUGCAAUGAGCCUUUCCUCAAUCAAUAUAACCACCAGAGACAGACUCCUCUCCACCUGGCUGUGAUCACAGAGCAGGCUGAGAUAGUGGAGCAUCUCCUGAAGGCUGGCUGUGACCCCACGCUAGUGGACGACAGUGGCAACACAGCCCUUCACAUCGCCUGCAGGAAGGGUUCUCUCACCUGCUUCAGUGUCCUCACCCAGACCCAGGGCUGCUCUACCCAGCUCCCAGCCAUUAUGGCCACGCCAAACUACAGUGGUCAGAACUGUUUGCAUCUGGUCUCUAUCCAUGGCUUCCUCUCACUAGUGGAGAGCCUUGUUGAUCUCGGAGCUGACAUCGAUGCACAGGAGCAGUGUAAUGGCCGCAGCCCUCUCCACCUGGCUGUUGACCUACAGAACCUGGACUUGGUGCUGCUCCUGGUCAGUAAAGGGGCGAAUGUCAACAGCCUGACCUAUGGCGGUCACACGCCGUACCACUUGACCUACGGACGCCAGAACGCCUCCAUCGAAAGGGAACUGUAUGAGCUGACAGCUCAGGAGCUGAGAGAACUGCCAGACAGUGAGUCUGAGGACAGUGGGGAGGAGGAGGGACAGUCUGAUGAUGAAGUGGUGACAUGUUGGUAUGAUGACGUUCAAUUGAAUGGGUGCCAUUAGAAAAUAGACCACAGAACCUCCAAAGAACAGUAGUACAGGCAGAGACAGAAGCUCAUCUGUGCACAGGCUUUUAGCUUUGGUACAGUCGCAUGCCGAAGUGGUGCCAACCUCAGAGGUAGAGGAUGGCAGAAGACUGGUACAGCAGGGGUACAACAGACUGAGAAAGUGAUGAUGGACAGUGUGAACCACUGAGAAGAUGCCAGAUAAACAAAAUGGAUGCCAAUAAAUAAUUCUUUAUGGCUCUGAAAGAGACUCAUUAUCACAGCAUACAUCCAACCAACGAUGUAAUAACACCUACAUGUAUUAUAUUGUAAAUGGAUGUGAAUACAAAGAUUUAUAUUUUUAAAUGUGUAAAGUUUGACUAUUGUAAAUGAUUUCCAUUGUUUGUGGAAAGGUAAAGCAAGCCACACACUCCAGUAAAUUAAAACAAUACAUAUUUAA
Messenger RNA from Oncorhynchus nerka (sockeye salmon), 1446 nucleotides. RefSeq names its product nuclear factor of kappa light polypeptide gene enhancer in B-cells inhibitor, alpha b (gene nfkbiab). The record is from RefSeq and is a predicted model, not a curated record. Gene Ontology annotation, cellular component: cytosol. Bases 43 to 1005 code for a protein of 320 amino acids. Gene Ontology annotation, molecular function: NF-kappaB binding. The transcript is spliced from 6 exons. Lineage: Eukaryota; Metazoa; Chordata; Actinopteri; Salmoniformes; Salmonidae. Gene Ontology annotation, biological process: toll-like receptor 4 signaling pathway; cellular response to tumor necrosis factor.